Molecule: messenger RNA, 1474 nt
Organism: Frankliniella occidentalis (western flower thrips)
Lineage: Eukaryota; Metazoa; Arthropoda; Insecta; Thysanoptera; Thripidae
Exons: 7
Coding region: 178-1068 (296 amino acids)
Source: RefSeq, a predicted model, not a curated record
UGACAAACCAAACAGCACAGCAGCUGCAGCAGCCGAUACUUACAGAUGUGGCGAAAUCAACAAAUCAUUUUUCUUAAAAGAAAUGUAGACUUUUAUUUCUUGGCGCAAACAAGAUUUCUUACAUCUGUCUUGUGCCAUUUCAUAUUGGUCAACUGCAUAAUCUAGCAAUGAGCGAAAAUGAAAACUUCAUUAGCUGGAAGUCUUCAAGCUUAUGUGUGUGCUCGUCCCCCAGCAGUGACAUUCUUUUUAAGUGUGAUAGGCAUAACACUGGCAGUUUUACUUGUAGCCUUUAACAUACAGAAUAUGGAUGUAGCUUAUGAUUUGCGAUUAAAAGAGGAUUGGAUCAAUUUGAUGGAUCAUUUAAGUAAACAAAAACUGUGCACUAACAUGUCUGAAAACAAUCAGUCAUCUCUUAGCACAUCGACUGAAGUUGCAAGGCUAUCCAAUGCAACAUUUUUACCUGUUAAAAUUAAACACUUAAAUGUUAACCAAUUUUCAUGGCUAGAUUGGAAGAGUAAACCUAUGGCAUUUGUCGGUAACAUCAGUUUAAAAGGAUUGAAGAAAUCGUGUGAUGCAGAGGUUAAAGAGAGUGAGAAUGUGACCCUUAUCCUUGUCAUACCCUCUGCUGGAAGCGUUGAUUCUUUGGAUGAUGUUACCUCUUGUGUACAUUUUCUUGGACCAUCUCAUCUUUUCCUACCUACAUCACUCACAUCAGGAGUGCCAAGUUUUGUAACCAGUGAAAUUUGCAGUCAUUUAAACGUGUCAGAACAGGCUAGAAACUUUUAUGUGCUUCAAGACCGAAGUGAAAUGGGCCAAACAGAAGCAAAAACAAACAGCAAAGUUUGUAAAAUUGAAGAUACUAUUACACUUUCAUAUGAUCCUAAAAUUUACAGACCACAAGUUCAGUUGACUGAGGCUGAGAAGUUGAAAAUAUUUUCAAACCUUAUGCUAGGUGUUUACUUCCUGCUUGGAUUUAUUUGUGCAUUAUUAUUGAUUGCUAUCCUUCAGGGCAGAAAACUUCUUAUCACACCGAGGCACACACUCCUCCCAUCAAAGGAAACAUUAUAGUUUUGUUUCAUUCCUGUGGGUGUGGGUCCAGCUGGUCUAUCCUUAUGGGUGGUUCAUGGACUGCAAUUAUUGUAAGUUUGCUAUAUUCCAUGCAACUGUUCAGUGAAAUGGAACUGAAGUGACAGGCGUUUUAGUUUAGGGAAAUAUGAAAAAGUAUCAGAGACCUUGGAGGGAUUUAUUUAUAUUUUUCCACUAUUUACAAAUAUUUAUGUAACACUUUACAACAUUUUACUUUCAACAGAGAGUAGAAUAAAAAGAUAUUUAACACCAUAUUUACAUGGAAUAUUGGACAUCUUCAAGUGCUAAAAAUUUGUGCUAUGUUAUGUGGACUUGGAAAUAACUUUGUAUUUCUGUAAACAAGUAUGUCUGCUUUGAGGAAAAUAUAGUUUAGUUUUAUGAUUCAUAA